Colletotrichum destructivum is the source of this 722-nucleotide messenger RNA. Its product is annotated as Putative ribosomal biogenesis regulatory protein. The record is from RefSeq and is a predicted model, not a curated record. Gene Ontology annotation, molecular function: protein binding. Gene Ontology annotation, biological process: endonucleolytic cleavage in ITS1 to separate SSU-rRNA from 5.8S rRNA and LSU-rRNA from tricistronic rRNA transcript (SSU-rRNA, 5.8S rRNA, LSU-rRNA); ribosomal large subunit biogenesis; ribosome biogenesis. The coding region runs from base 139 to 720 and encodes 193 amino acids. The transcript has a single exon. Lineage: Eukaryota; Fungi; Ascomycota; Sordariomycetes; Glomerellales; Glomerellaceae. Gene Ontology annotation, cellular component: nucleus; nucleolus; preribosome, large subunit precursor.
UCCCACUUGGGACUGCAGAGUCUCACUUACCUCUACAGCCAGAAAGAAUACCACCACAACACGCCCAACCCAUCUGAGCGACCAGACAAACCAAGACGAUAUCGCAACACAUCACAGCCCGCGACACGAGUUUCAGCAAUGGCGCUCCCUAUUUCGCGCCCCAAGCUGCCCGUCGCAGUCAACAAACCGACGCCGUACACCUUCGAUCUUGGCCUGCUCAUGGCCAACGACCCCAACCCCGUCGAGCUCGACAAGUCGGCGAUCGAGGAUUCCCUCGCCGCUACGGCCCGUGAUGGCGCACAGGCACUCAUCAACCAAUUGCUCACGACCUGCCCGCUCCAGAGCACCACCGACGGCGUCUUGCUGUCGCUGCCUGCCCCCUCGACGGCGCUCCCGCGCGAGAAGCCAGUGCCGAAGCCCAAGGAGCCCACCAAGUGGGAGCGCUUUGCCGCCAAGCGCGGCAUCAAGCCCAAGACCCGUGAGCAGCGCCGCAACCUCGUCUACGACGAGGACACCAAGGAGUGGCGCGCCAAGUGGGGUUACAAGGGCAUGAACAAGAAGGGCGAGGACGACUGGCUGGUUGAGGUUGACCCCAAGGAGGAGAUGAACCGCAAGGAGGGUACCACGGUUCAGGGUGACAAGCGCAGGGAAAGAAAGGAGAGGAUCAAGCGCAACGAGAGGAAAAUGAGGAAGAACCAGCGCGAGUCGGGGAAGCGGUAGAC